AUGGAAGAGGAGCAGGCGUUGGAGACUGACGGCUUGCUCCCUCUGGAGAGGCAGCUCCAUGAGGCUGCCCGCCGGAACAACAUUGGGAAGAUGCAAGAGCUGAUCGGGAGGAGGGUUAACAUCAGGGCCAGAAGCAACGUAGGCAGGGUGGCCCUGCACUGGGCUGCGGGCGCAGGGCACGAGCAGGCAGUGCGGCUGCUCCUGGACCACGAGGCUGCUGUGGAUGAAGAGGAUAUGUUUGGGAUGAAUGCGCUUCUCUUGUCUGCCUGGUUUGGCCACUUGCGGAUCCUCCAGAUUCUGGUCAGUUCCGGGGCCAAGAUCCAUUGUGAGAACAAGGAUGGCCUGACCUUACUGCACUGUGCAGCCCAAAAAGGCCACGUGCCAGUGUUGGAGUUCAUAAUGGAGGACCUGGAGGAUGUGAACCUGGACCACACAGACAAGCUGGGAAGGACGGCAUUUCACAGGGCAGCUGAGCACGGGCAGCUGGACGCUGUGGACUUCCUGGUGGGCUCUGGCUGUGACCACAGUGUCAAAGACAAGGAGGGAAACACAGCUCUUCACCUGGCUGCUGGCCGGGGCCACGUAGCCGUGCUGCAGCAACUGGUGGACAUCGGGCUGGACCUAGAGGAACAGAAUGUGGAAGGCCUGACCGCUCUCCACGCGGCUGCUGAAGGGACCCACCCUGACUGUGUUCAGCUCCUCCUCAGGGCUGGGAGCAACGUGAAUGCCCUUACCCAGAAAAAGCUGAGCUGUCUCCACUACGCGGCCCUCAGUGGCUCUGAGGACCUGUGUCGGGCCCUCAUCCUCGCAGGCGGCUGCACCAAUGUGGCUAAUCACCAGGGCACUUCUCCUCUGCACCUCGCUGUGAGGCACAACUUUCCUGCCUUGGUCCAGCUCUUCAUCAAUGCCCACAGUGACUUGGAUGCCACCGACAAUAGGCAGCAGACGCCCCUUCACUUGGCCGCUGAGCAUGCCUGGCAAGACAUAGCAGAGAUGCUGCUUGUGGCUGGGGUCGAUUUAACCCUGCGGGAUAAGCAAGGAAAAACUGUCCUGGCAGUGGCCGCCCGCAGCAACCAUGUCAGCCUGGUGGACAUGAUCAUAAAAGCUGACCGUUUCUACAGAUGGGAGAAGGACCACCUUUCAUGCAGGGACUCCAGUGACCCCUCUGGGAAGAGCUUGACCUUUAAGCAGGACCAUCGGCAGGAAACACAGCAGCUCCGCUCUGUGCUGUGGCAACUGGCCUCCAAGUAUCUGCGGCCCCACGAGUGGAAGAAGCUUGCCUAUUACUGGGAGUUCACUGAGGACCAUGUUUAUGCCAUAGAGCAACAGUGGACAGGUACCAGGAGCUACCAGGAGCACGGCCACCGGAUGCUGCUCAUUUGGCUGCACGGUGUGGCCAUGGCUGGUGAGAACCCCAGCAAAGUGCUGUUCGAGGGCCUAGUGGCCAUUGGCAGAAGGGACCUGGCUGGUAAGAGCAUGCUCUGCAGGGCUCCUCUCACAGCAACCUCAAACUCUUGGGCUCAAGCAAUCCUCUUGCCUCAGCCUCCUGAGUAG
Otolemur garnettii (small-eared galago) is the source of this 1554-nucleotide messenger RNA. RefSeq names its product ankyrin repeat and death domain containing 1A (gene ANKDD1A). Gene Ontology annotation, biological process: signal transduction. NCBI's taxonomy places the organism in Eukaryota, Metazoa, Chordata, Mammalia, Primates, Galagidae. Bases 1 to 1554 code for a protein of 517 amino acids. The transcript has 15 exons. Gene Ontology annotation, molecular function: protein binding. The record is from RefSeq and is a predicted model, not a curated record.